UUAAAAUUAAAACCCAAAACUAAAAUUGAAUUAAAAAUAAGGAAAACCCUAGUUUUCUCCGUAUUCUCUCUCAAGCUUCAGAAAGUCCGAGACUUUGAGGAAUCUAAGCUCGAAAAAUCUCCUUUUCUUGUCGAGGGAAUCUAAUUAUGUACAAGGAAAGGAGUGGAGGAGGUGGUGGGUCAUCGAGAUCGGAGAUCCUCGGCGGAUCAAUUGAUCGGAAACGAAUCAACGAUGCACUCAACAAGAAACUCGAGAAAUCUUCACCUUCCACAUCUAGGGUUUUCUCUUCUAAAGACAAAGAUCCCUUCUCAUUCACAUCUACUUCUACUGCUAAAUCUCAGCUUCCCCAUGCAGUGGAAUCGGAAACGGAUAGUGAAGGUUCGGAGGUGAGUGGAUCGGAUGGUGAUGAUACGUCGUGGAUCUCUUGGUUCUGUAACCUGAGAGGGAAUGAUUUCUUCUGUGAAGUCGAUGAAGAUUAUAUACAAGAUGAUUUCAAUCUUUGUGGAUUAAGUGCUCAAGUUCCUUACUAUGAUUAUGCACUUGAUCUCAUUUUAGACGUUGAGUCUUCAAACAGUGAGAUGUUUACUGAAGAACAGAAUGAAAUGGUGGAAUCAGCUGCUGAAAUGCUAUAUGGUCUUAUUCAUGUUCGUUACAUUUUGACAACGAAAGGAAUGGCUGCAAUGACUGAGAAGUAUAAGAACUGUGACUUCGGGAGAUGCCCGAGAGUUUUCUGUUGCGGACAGUCUUGUCUUCCUGUCGGACAAUCCGACAUACCGAGAUCGAGUACUGUGAAAAUAUACUGCCCAAAAUGCGAAGAUAUAUCUUACCCACGAUCUAAAUUCCAAGGCAAUAUUGAUGGAGCUUACUUUGGAACCACAUUCCCUCACUUGUUCUUGAUGACUUACGGGAACCUAAAGCCGCAGAAACCGGCUCAGAACUAUGUCCCAAGAAUCUUUGGCUUUAAGGUACACAAACCAUGAUACUAGUGCUCUGCGUUCUCAAUGGUGGUACGUCUAGUGGCUCGGUUUUUGCAUGCGGAUGAGCAACUGAAACGAUAGCUACUGUUUGAAUGGAGCAUACAAGCAAUCAUUGGGUAGAGGAAGAUGAGAGCUAAAAUGGAAUUGGAAGUUGAAAUCUUGAAAGAAUGUCAGGAAUUACAAAAGAUAACUUAAUCGCAACAUCCUGGCUUCGUUGGGGGUAAAAGAAAGACCUUGAAAACUGUUUCCCCAGUUAGUUGGAUUUUUGUUUUCACUGUUUGUCUAGAAAUUUGCUGGGUCUUUUUCUUCUACUCAGCUUCUGUUUUUUUGUUUUUUUUUUCUUUAAUAUCAUGUAAAACUCAGAAUUUAUAGUUCAAGGUUAACCUAACUUCUUGGUUAUUUCAGAUUCGACAGAAUUCUAAACAUAAAA
This is a messenger RNA of Eutrema salsugineum, 1407 nucleotides long. Its product is annotated as casein kinase II subunit beta-3. Lineage: Eukaryota; Viridiplantae; Streptophyta; Magnoliopsida; Brassicales; Brassicaceae. The coding region runs from base 147 to 980 and encodes 277 amino acids. Gene Ontology annotation, cellular component: cytoplasm; protein kinase CK2 complex. Gene Ontology annotation, molecular function: protein kinase regulator activity. The transcript has 5 exons. The record is from RefSeq and is a predicted model, not a curated record.